Messenger RNA from Rotaria sp. Silwood2, 3320 nucleotides. The record is from the annotation of a GenBank genome assembly. Lineage: Eukaryota; Metazoa; Rotifera; Eurotatoria; Philodinida; Philodinidae.
AUGCUAUUGGAUGUGGCCAGAGAAGGCAAAGGCACCUUUGCAUUUAUUCCUGAUGCCAAAAUUGUGGGUACUUGUUUCGUAAAUUUUGUGGCCAAUGCUUGUACCAACUUAGCAUUGGAUGCCAAAGUGCAUUUGGAACCACAAAAUGGGGCUAUUUUCCCUCCUGUAUUGCAUUCUUCCUUUCAGCGAGUGCCUUGGGGUUUGGUCUUUGAUUUAGGACCACUACACUUUGGUAGUCAUCGAGAUCUGAUUGUACCUAUGAAGAUUCCCGUCGGUGUUCACGACCAUCACCAUCCGUUUCUCAAAGUCACUCUGGAAUGGAACUCUGAAAACAACAACCACAAAGAAUCCUUGAUUGGCUCUGAUUUCGUGGUGACUGCCGACGCAUUGGCUGCUUUUGCUCGUAUGUCCAGUGUUCAUUCAUUAGAACAAGUCAUCGACAAGUGUGAUGCUACCGACCCAGCCGGACCUAAAAUCUUGAAAACUCUGAUUGGACAACUCAUUGGAUUGGAAGCGACAGCGAAAGAUGCUCGUAUUACAGCUUUGUUGAAAGGCGAUUUGCAAGAAAGAAUCAGCAAAGCCGUUUCUACUGUGGAACGAUACCAACGAUGGGGAGCGCACUAUUUGCGAGCGAUUUUGAGAUCGCAUGAAUAUCAAAUGAGGACCAAUUUCAUGGACCCAGGUCUUCAAGUCUAUGGCGGUGUUCUAUUUUCCGAAUUAGUUCAUUCUGGUGGCGAGAUUUUUAAAGGAUUGCCUUUGAAAAAGUACUCUGACCGUGAUGCCAACAGCAACAGCAACAACAAUAACCGUAACAACAAUGCUAUAGCUGCUGCUGUGCCUGUAGCUGAUAGUUAUUAUGCUGGAAACUGUGGAGGUUGCUUCAGUGGGGAAUGUGUUGUGCAAUGCAAAGAACAAGAUGGAAUGGUCAGAGAGAAACAGCUCUCUCAGGUUCGUGAUUAUUUGUUUGGUUGAUUUGUUUUUUGUUUGUUUGUCUUCAUUGCAUUGUAUUGCGUUCUUUUUUUCUCCUCCAGGUUCGUUCUGGCGAUUGCUUGCAAGUCGUUGAUGCUGCUGGUUAUGUUGGUUUUUCUCCCGUCCUCUGCUUGGUAGAAUUUCAAGGACGCUUUGAUUUGCUUGUUUUGCCUUUUUCCCGUUUGGCUCUCACACCGACGCAUCCUCUUCGAAUGCAAGGUUCUUUCGUUCGACCUUGCGAUCUGUCAUUCCCUAUGAAUGAUGAUCUGGCUGCUCAUCAUACUGAGAUGCCUUCCUCUUUGAUCGUGGAUCGUGUUUUCAAUGUGGUCUUGCAGCAUUCUCAUGUUUUGCUUUGCAUCAAUGGCAUGGAAGCGGUUACGUUGGGUCAUGGAUUUAUGCAAGCCUUUCAUCCGUUUUAUUCAACGAAACAAGUGUUGACGACGUUAGAACAAAGACUAGGGUGGAAAAAAGGUCAUGUCAUCGUGGCUCCUAAUCAUCCUUUGCGAAAUCAACAUGAAUAUUAAAAUUCAAAAACCCAAUUUGGGUGGGGCAGAUGGCUGCUCUUUCUCUCCGAGUGUUUUUGUUGUCUUUUUUUGUUUUAAUGGUUUCCAUUUCCUUUUGGUUCAAAGGCUUGAAUACUUGUGAUGGCUUUGCCCAAGAUCAAGGCGUGAAUGUUCUGUGUGACAAAAGGAAAAAAUAAAAAAGAGAAAGAUAUGAAAAAAAAUUGUUUAAUAAUAAUCAUAAUAAUAAUUAAUAUAAUGAACAAAAAUAACAAAAACAAAGAAAAUAAGCAUUGCACAAUCCAUCACAUGAAAAAAUAAAAAUAAAAAUAAAAUGAACAAGCCAUCGUUGUUGAUUCGUGUGUGAUUGUGAGUGAGUGUAUUUGAAUGGGGAGGGGGGGGGGGAAUUGUUUGUUUACCUGAGUUCCUUCAUACGUGAUGACUGAUUCUAGGUUCAUCACAUGACGAAUGAUGUGAUAUUCAUCGGAAAUACCAAUUUCACCGAGCACUGUGUAAAGGGGGAAAGAAAGAAAAAAUAUAUAUGUGAAAAACAAUGACAAAAAAGAGAGCUACCAAUAAAAACAAUAAAUAAUAAUAAUAAUAAUAAAAAGAGAGCAAGAGAAAACACAUACUGUCUCGAGCUUUUCUGGCAAUGCCAAUCGCUCGCUUGGUUGAACUUCGCUUAAUGAGGCUGAUCAUAUUCGCGUGAGCUUCGCCUUGAUCUUUCAAUCAUGAGGGUGUGAGGGUGAGAGGUUGAGUUUUAUUAAGAAUUAUAAGAAAAGGUUUUAGAAACCGUCAUUUUGCUUAUCCACGAAGUUAUGUACAAGAAGAAUAGACCUGAAUAUCCACAGUGAUAUGUCUUAACAAGCACGUAUGACUUGAAAAGAAGGAUCAUAGAUUAAGGGCUAGGGGACGAUCCUAGCAACUCCUGAUAAUCGGUCAGUUGGUUGACCUCGGAAACUAUUUUUGAGUAAAGUGUGCAUGUUUGACUGUUUUUCGAUAACGUCUAUUUUGUUUUAUUUAUUUCUGAAAAAUGAGAAGAUCUGUGCACCCUGCGUCGUUCUUUCACUGAAGUGACUUAUAAGUUGGCCGAUAACUCUGUGUUUUUUUCAUUUCAGCAAAGAAUACUGUCUAAUGCAUGUGUACAUUCAGUGAAAGCUGUGCUAUUAAUGCGCGAUUUCGACCCUGCUAAAGGUCUCAUCAGAUUGCUUGAACUCAUCCCCUCACCUCAAAAGAAUCCUUGUUAAGUCUAGAUAGACCGAAUACUGGACCCUCAAGAGAUUCACUUGUUCUUUUACUACGGUAGAAAUCAAAUCUCUUCUAAGUCAAAUAAGACGAGAAGAAGAUCGUCAGUCUACAUACUUUUAAUGACAAGUAUUCAAUGCAGGAAUGAGUAGAGCUACCAUGAUCGCUAUUUAUAUACUCACUUAUAUGUAUUUAAAAUCUAAAGUAAAAAGUCAGCAAACCAAAAUAACGACAUAAGUUUGAAAUUUUAUGUAAAGAAAAACAAUUCUAACAAGUCUAAAAUCGCACAAGCUUGAAGUCUUCUAGGUCGAGAUAUUUCAGUACGAUUCGAUCGUAGAAUCCGAAUAUUCGACCACACCAACAAAUGCCAACAUUCAUUGUGAUAUCACAAGACAUUGACCAUUGGUAUUACAAUCCAAAAGGUAAUCGUUGACAUAUUGCUGUAUAAUUUCACGAUCGAUCGCUAUACAAACAUGAGAUAACAUUUUAAUCAAUGUAACUACUUCAAUUAAUAUUAGGGUGUGGUUGUGGGUGUGGGGGUGGGGGUGGGGGUGGGUGGGGGGGUGGGUGUGGGUGGGGGUGUGGGUGUGGGUGUGGGUGUGGGUG